Messenger RNA from Salvia hispanica, 456 nucleotides. NCBI's taxonomy places the organism in Eukaryota, Viridiplantae, Streptophyta, Magnoliopsida, Lamiales, Lamiaceae. The record is from RefSeq and is a predicted model, not a curated record.
CCGAGCAUCCAAGGACCUUCAUUCAUGGGUGGCUUUGCAGUAGGUCAAUCGAUUUUAUUCGAGUACUAUGCUCGGGGUAAUGACCAAGGAGUUCUAAUUUUUGAUCAUUAUGAUCCUGGCGCAGUACUGUUGAUGGAUGUUUCAAAUUCUACUGCCUUAAAGUCUACUUACAAAGUCUAUUUUUACGUACCUAAUAAGUAUCAAAAUGGUGGUCUUCCUAAACCUUUGAAAUCCAAAAUUAAGCAAGUGGAACUACCUAAAUAUAAAUAUGCAGCAGUUCGAAGGAUCGAUGGGGAAAUUAUUGAAGAUAUUAUAUUAGGACAGGUUGAUGAAUUGAGGAAACAGUUGAAAGGCACUAGUUAUAAUCGGGCAGUGGAUCGUAAUGAAUUUACAUUUAUUAUAUAUGGUGAGGGAAAAUAUCAACAAGGGUACGAAAUUCUUAUUUGGUUUGACUAG